AUGAGCGCAUCUGGAGAAUUCACCCGUACUCAGAUUUUCGGCACCGUGUUCGAGAUCACGUCUCGUUAUACGGAUCUCAACCCCGUGGGCAUGGGUGCUUUUGGCCUCGUGUGCCUGGCGGUCGAUAAGCUCACUGGACAGAACGUGGCGGUGAAGAAGAUCAUGAAACCGUUUUCCACGUCGGUGUUGGCCAAGAGAACCUACAGAGAACUCAAGUUGUUGAAGCACUUGCGCCAUGAGAACUUGAUCACGCUCGACGAUAUCUUUUUGUCGCCGUUGGAGGACAUCUACUUUGUUACCGAGUUGCAGGGCACAGACCUCCACCGCUUGUUGACGUCCCGCCCCUUGGAGAAACAGUUCAUCCAGUACUUCACGUACCAGAUCUUGCGAGGCCUCAAGUACGUGCACUCGGCGGGCGUGAUCCACCGUGACUUGAAGCCGCUGAACAUCUUGAUCAACGAGAACUGUGACCUCAAGAUCUGCGACUUCGGCUUGGCCAGAGUCCAGGACCCCCAGAUGACCGGCUACGUGUCCACGCGGUACUACAGAGCGCCGGAGAUCAUGUUGACGUGGCAAAAGUACGACACCGAGGUGGACCUCUGGUCCGUCGGGUGCAUUUUGGCCGAGAUGAUCGAGGGCAAGCCGCUUUUCCCCGGCCGUGACCACGUCCACCAGUUCUCCAUCAUCACAGAGCUCUUGGGCUCGCCUCCGGCCGACGUGAUCGAGACCAUCUGCUCCGAAAACACCUUGCGUUUUGUCCAGUCCUUGCCCCACAGAGAUCCCAUCCCAUUCAGCGAGCGUUUUGCCCAGUGCACCCACGUUGAGCCCGACGCCAUCGACCUCUUGUCGAAAAUGCUCAUUUUCGACCCCAAGAAGCGUAUCUCGGCCGCCGACGCCUUGACCCACCAGUACAUGGAGCCCUAUCACGACCCCACCGAUGAGCCCAUCUGUGAGACCAAGUUCGACUGGAGUUUCAACGACGCAGACUUGCCUGUGGACACCUGGCGUGUGAUGAUGUACUCGGAGAUUUUGGACUUCCACCAGAUGAGCGGUGCUGGCCAGGACCCCUCCUUGCCAAACGAUGCCGCCCAAGCCCAGGCCAGCUUGAUGCAGAACGACCUGGUUGUGCGUGAGCAGCUUGAGGAGAAGGAGCAGACGUAA
Messenger RNA from Candidozyma duobushaemuli, 1161 nucleotides. RefSeq names its product mitogen-activated protein kinase (gene HOG1). The coding region runs from base 1 to 1161 and encodes 386 amino acids. The transcript has a single exon. The record is from RefSeq and is a predicted model, not a curated record. NCBI's taxonomy places the organism in Eukaryota, Fungi, Ascomycota, Pichiomycetes, Serinales, Metschnikowiaceae. Gene Ontology annotation, cellular component: cytoplasm; nucleus. Gene Ontology annotation, biological process: protein phosphorylation; osmosensory signaling pathway; stress-activated MAPK cascade. Gene Ontology annotation, molecular function: MAP kinase activity; ATP binding.